AUGGCUUCGCUACAGGGAAAGACGGCAUUCAUCACAGGUGCCUCCAUGGGCAUCGGAAAAGCCAUUGCUCUAGUCUUAGCAGGCGCCGGGGACAAGUUGGAGGCCGUUCGAGACAGUAUCGCCGAAAAAGCACCAAAGAUCAAAGUCGGCGUUUACGCCGUUGACAUCCAGAACCACGAAGAGGUCGACAAUGCCGUCAAGCAAGCGAUUGCUGACCUCGGCGAGAUUGACAUCCUCAUCAAUAAUGCAGGUCUCGCGCUCGGAGCACCAGCACGCUUCUGGGAGCUCCCUGUCGACGCCAUCUCUCAAAUGUCCGGUACCAACGUGAAUGGCGUCAUGUUCACGACUCAUUCGGUACUAAAUCGCAGCAUGUGGCCGCGGAAGCGGGGCACCAUCCUCAACGUCUCUUCAGUCACUGGCCUCGAGUGCCCUCCCUUCAACGGCGAGGCCGUCUACCACGCGAGCAAGGCGUUCCUUGAGGGCUUCAGCAAUAGCCUGCGAAACGAGACUGCUGGCUCGAAUAUCAGGGUUCUGGUGUUGCGGCCUGGCGUUGUGAACACACAUUUCCAUCUGCAGCGGGUGCAGUAUGAUAAGGACGCCAUGGAGGACUUUUACCAAGGGUAUGAUCCUCUCGUUGCCGAGGACUUGGCGCAGUCGGCACUUUACAUGUUGAGCUUGCCCGACCACGUUUCGAUUAAGGCUUUGGAUUGCGUACCGACGGCACAGCGGGCUUUGACCAACUUUGAUCGGGAAUGGAAGUUGAGGCAAGAAUAG
Verticillium alfalfae VaMs.102 is the source of this 774-nucleotide messenger RNA. Its product is annotated as NADP-dependent L-serine/L-allo-threonine dehydrogenase ydfG. Lineage: Eukaryota; Fungi; Ascomycota; Sordariomycetes; Glomerellales; Plectosphaerellaceae. Gene Ontology annotation, molecular function: oxidoreductase activity. The transcript has 4 exons. The record is from RefSeq and is a predicted model, not a curated record. Gene Ontology annotation, cellular component: cytosol. Bases 1 to 774 code for a protein of 257 amino acids.